UAUGUCUCAAAUUCUAUGUUCCCUAGUGGAGAGACAGCCAACAGGAAGGGAUGUUGUGUUCUUGUUGGAUGGAUCUGAUGGUACUAGAAGUGGAUUCCCAGCUAUGCGAGACUUUGUCCAAAGAGUAGUAGAGAAACUCAGUGUGGAUGACAACAAAGAUCGUGUCUCAGUGGUUCAGUACAGCAGAGAUCCAGCUGUCCAUUUCUAUCUGAACACGUACACGACAAAAGGCGAGAUCCUUGACACUGUCAGAGGUUUGAGGCACAAAGGCGGAAGACCACUCAACACUGGAGCAGCUCUCCAGUACCUGAGGGAAAAUGUCUUCACGGCCUCUGCCGGAAGCAGGCGCCUGGAAGAAGUUCCACAAGUCCUGAUAUUGCUAAGUGGUGGAAGGUCUUCUGACAGUGUUGAUGCACCAGCCUCUGCUCUCAAACAGCUGGGUGUCUUGACCUUUGCAAUUGGAACCAGGAACUCUGAUAGCAGAGAACUGCAGAAAAUAUCCCAUGACGCCAAUUCUGCUCUGUCUGUGUCUGAAUUCACUGACCUUCCCCGUAUCCUACAGCAACUUCAGUCCUCCGUGGAGGCUGUGGUUAUUGACGUCACCCCCAGAAUCACCAACUGUGCUUGUUGACACUGCCAAAAAGGAUAUUGUAUUCCUUCUGGAUGGUUCUGAUAGCACACGGAACGGCUUCCCUGCCAUGCGUGAUUUUGUGGAGAAAGUGGUGGAGAAACUCAAUGUGGGAGAAAACAAAGACCGUGUCUCUGUAGUCCAGUACAGCAGAGAUGCAGAGGUCCAUUUCGAUCUGAAAACAUACACCACAAGCGAGGAUAUUUUGGAUUCAGUCAGAGGACUGAGACACAGAGGUGGCAGACCCCUCAACACCGGGGCAGCCCUCCAAUAUGUCAGGGACAACGUCUUUACAGACUCCUCCGGGAGUAGGCGCCUGCAAGGUGUUCCACAGAUGUUGAUCCUGCUAAAUGGUGGAAGAUCUUUUGACAAAGUAGAUACUCCAGCCUCUGCUCUCAAACAGCAGGGCAUCUUUGUGAUUGGCAUUGGAACCAGGAACUCUGACAGUGGAGAGCUGCAGAAAAUAUCAUAUGACCCUAAAUAUGCUCUAUCAGUGUCUGAGUUCACUGACCUCCCCAGUGUCCAAGAACAGCUCUCCUCUAUAAUGAGCACAGCGCUAAUGAGGGCCACACCCAUAACACCAACAAUAUCUGUGGAGAGACAGCCAACAGGAAGGGAUGUUGUGUUCUUGUUGGAUGGAUCUGAUGGUACUAGAAGUGGAUUCCCAGCUAUGCGAGACUUUGUCCAAAGAGUAGUAGAGAAACUCAGUGUGGAUGACAACAAAGAUCGUGUCUCAGUGGUUCAGUACAGCAGAGAUCCAGCUGUCCAGUUCUAUCUGAACACGUACACGACAAAAGGUGAGAUCCUUGACACUGUCAGAGGUUUGAGGCACAAAGGCGGAAUACCCCUCAACACUGGAGCAGCUCUCCAGUACCUGAGGGAUAAUGUCUUCACGGCCUCUGCCGGAAGCAGGCGCCUGGAAGAAGUUCCACAAGUCCUGAUAUUGCUAAGUGGUGGAAGGUCUUCUGACAGUGUUGAUGCACCAGCCUCUGCUCUCAAACAGCUGGGUGUCUUGACCUUUGCAAUUGGAACCAGGAACUCUGAUAGCAGAGAACUGCAGAAAAUAUCCCAUGACGCCAAUUCUGCUCUGUCUGUGUCUGAAUUCACUGACCUUCCCCGUAUCCUACACCAACUUCAGUCCUCCGUGGAGGCUGUGGUUAUUGACGUCACCCCAGAAUCACCAACUGUGCUUGUUGACACUGCCAAAAAGGAUAUUGUAUUCCUUCUGGAUGGUUCUGAUAGCACACGGAACGGCUUCCCUGCCAUGCGUGAUUUUGUGGAGAAAGUGGUGGAGAAACUCAAUGUGGGAGAAAACAAAGACCGUGUCUCUGUAGUCCAGUACAGCAGAGAUGCAGAGGUCCAUUUCGAUCUGAAAACAUACACCACAAGCGAGGAUAUUUUGGAUUCAGUCAGAGGACUGAGACACAGAGGUGGCAGACCCCUCAACACCGGGGCAGCCCUCCAAUAUGUCAAGGACAACGUCUUUACAGACUCCUCCGGGAGCAGGCGCCUGGAAGGUGUUCGACAGAUGUUGAUCCUGCUAAAUGGUGGAAGAUCUUUUGACAAAGUAGAUACUCCAGCCUCUGCUCUCAAACAGCAGGGCAUCUUUGUGAUUGGCAUUGGAACCAGGAACUCUGACAGUGGAGAGCUGCAGAAAAUAUCAUAUGACCCUAAAUAUGCUCUAUCAGUGUCCGAGUUCACUGACCUCCCCAGUGUCCAAGAACAGCUCUCCUCUAUAAUGAGCACAGCGCUAAUGAGGGCCACACCCAUAACACCAACAAUAUCUGUGGAGAGACAGCCAACAGGAAGGGAUGUUGUGUUCUUGUUGGAUGGAUCUGAUGGUACUAGAAGUGGAUUCCCAGCUAUGCGAGACUUUGUCCAAAGAGUAGUAGAGAAACUCAGUGUGGAUGACAACAAAGAUCGUGUCUCAGUGGUUCAGUACAGCAGAGAUCCAGCUGUCCAGUUCUAUCUGAACACGUACACGACAAAAGGCGAGAUCCUUGACACUGUCAGAGGUUUGAGGCACAAAGGCGGAAUACCCCUCAACACUGGAGCAGCUCUCCAGUACCUGAGGGAUAAUGUCUUCACGGCCUCUGCCGGAAGCAGGCGCCUGGAAGAAGUUCCACAAGUCCUGAUAUUGCUAAGUGGUGGAAGGUCUUCUGACAGUGUUGAUGCACCAGCCUCUGCUCUCAAACAGCUGGGUGUCUUGACCUUUGCAAUUGGAACCAGGAACUCUGAUAGCAGAGAACUGCAGAAAAUAUCCCAUGACGCCAAUUCUGCUCUGUCUGUGUCUGAAUUCACUGACCUUCCCCGUAUCCUACAGCAACUUCAGUCCUCCGUGGAGGCUGUGGUUAUUGACGUCACCCCAGAAUCACCAACUGUGCUUGUUGACACUGCCAAAAAGGAUAUUGUAUUCCUUCUGGAUGGUUCUGAUAGCACACGGAACGGCUUCCCUGCCAUGCGUGAUUUUGUGGAGAAAGUGGUGGAGAAACUCAAUGUGGGAGAAAACAAAGACCGUGUCUCUGUAGUCCAGUACAGCAGAGAUGCAGAGGUCCAUUUCGAUCUGAAAACAUACACCACAAGCGAGGAUAUUUUGGAUUCAGUCAGAGGACUGAGACACAGAGGUGGCAGACCCCUCAACACCGGGGCAGCCCUCCAAUAUGUCAGGGACAACGUCUUUACAGACUCCUCCGGGAGUAGGCGCCUGCAAGGUGUUCCACAGAUGUUGAUCCUGCUAAAUGGUGGAAGAUCUUUUGACAAAGUAGAUACUCCAGCCUCUGCUCUCAAACAGCAGGGCAUCUUUGUGAUUGGCAUUGGAACCAGGAACUCUGACAGUGGAGAGCUGCAGAAAAUAUCAUAUGACCCUAAAUACGCUCUAUCAGUGUCUGAGUUCACUGACCUCCCCAGUGUCCAAGAACAGCUCUCCUCUAUAAUGAGCACAGCGCUAAUGAGGGCCACACCCAUAACACCAACAAUAUCUGUGGAGAGACAGCCAACAGGAAGGGAUGUUGUGUUCUUGUUGGAUGGAUCUGAUGGUACUAGAAGUGGAUUCCCAGCUAUGCGAGACUUUGUCCAAAAAGUAGUAGAGAAACUCAGUGUGGAUGACAACAAAGAUCGUGUCUCAGUGGUUCAGUACAGCAGAGAUCCAGCUGUCCAGUUCUAUCUGAACACGUACAAGACAAAAGGCGAGAUCCUUGACACUGUCAGAGGUUUGAGGCACAAAGGCGGAAGACCCCUCAACACUGGAGCAGCUCUCCAGUACCUGAGGGAUAAUGUCUUCACGGCCUCUGCCGGAAGCAGGCGCCUGGAAGAAGUUCCACAAGUCCUGAUAUUGCUAAGUGGUGGAAGGUCUUCUGACAGUGUUGAUGCACCAGCCUCUGCUCUCAAACAGCUGGGUGUCUUGACCUUUGCAAUUGGAACCAGGAACUCUGAUAGCAGAGAACUGCAGAAAAUAUCCCAUGACGCCAAUUCUGCUCUGUCUGUGUCUGAAUUCACUGACCUUCCCCGUAUCCUACAGCAACUUCAGUCCUCCGUGGAGGCUGUGGUUAUUGACGUCACCCCAGAAUCACCAACUGUGCUUGUUGACACUGCCAAAAAGGAUAUUGUAUUCCUUCUGGAUGGUUCUGAUAGCACACGGAACGGCUUCCCUGCCAUGCGUGAUUUUGUGGAGAAAGUGGUGGAGAAACUCAAUGUGGGAGAAAACAAAGACCGUGUCUCUGUAGUCCAGUACAGCAGAGAUGCAGAGGUCCAUUUCGAUCUGAAAACAUACACCACAAGCGAGGAUAUUUUGGAUUCAGUCAGAGGACUGAGACACAGAGGUGGCGGACCCCUAAACACCGGGGCAGCCCUCCAAUAUGUCAAGGACAACGUCUUUACAGACUCCUCCGGGAGCAGGCGCCUGGAAGGUGUUCGACAGAUGUUGAUCCUGCUAAAUGGUGGAAGAUCUUUUGACAAAGUAGAUACUCCAGCCUCUGCUCUCAAACAGCAGGGCAUCUUUGUGAUUGGCAUUGGAACCAGGAACUCUGACAGUGGAGAGCUGCAGAAAAUAUCAUAUGACCCUAAAUAUGCUCUAUCAGUGUCCGAGUUCACUGACCUCCCCAGUGUCCAAGAACAGCUCUCCUCUAUAAUGAGCACAGCGCUAAUGAGGGCCACACCCAUAACACCAACAAUAUCUGUGGAGAGACAGCCAACAGGAAGGGAUGUUGUGUUCUUGUUGGAUGGAUCUGAUGGUACUAGAAGUGGAUUCCCAGCUAUGCGAGACUUUGUCCAAAGAGUAGUAGAGAAACUCAGUGUGGAUGACAACAAAGAUCGUGUCUCAGUGGUUCAGUACAGCAGAGAUCCAGCUGUCCAGUUCUAUCUGAACACGUACACGACAAAAGGCGAGAUCCUUGACACUGUCAGAGGUUUGAGGCACAAAGGCGGAAUACCCCUCAACACUGGAGCAGCUCUCCAGUACCUGAGGGAUAAUGUCUUCACGGCCUCUGCCGGAAGCAGGCGCCUGGAAGAAGUUCCACAAGUCCUGAUAUUGCUAAGUGGUGGAAGGUCUUCUGACAGUGUUGAUGCACCAGCCUCUGCUCUCAAACAGCUGGGUGUCUUGACCUUUGCAAUUGGAACCAGGAACUCUGAUAGCAGAGAACUGCAGAAAAUAUCCCAUGACGCCAAUUCUGCUCUGUCUGUGUCUGAAUUCACUGACCUUCCCCGUAUCCUACAGCAACUUCAGUCCUCCGUGGAGGCUGUGGUUAUUGACGUCACCCCAGAAUCACCAACUGUGCUUGUUGACACUGCCAAAAAGGAUAUUGUAUUCCUUCUGGAUGGUUCUGAUAGCACACGGAACGGCUUCCCUGCCAUGCGUGAUUUUGUGGAGAAAGUGGUGGAGAAACUCAAUGUGGGAGAAAACAAAGACCGUGUCUCUGUAGUCCAGUACAGCAGAGAUGCAGAGGUCCAUUUCGAUCUGAAAACAUACACCACAAGCGAGGAUAUUUUGGAUUCAGUCAGAGGACUGAGACACAGAGGUGGCAGACCCCUCAACACCGGGGCAGCCCUCCAAUAUGUCAGGGACAACGUCUUUACAGACUCCUCCGGGAGUAGGCGCCUGCAAGGUGUUCCACAGAUGUUGAUCCUGCUAAAUGGUGGAAGAUCUUUUGACAAAGUAGAUACUCCAGCCUCUGCUCUCAAACAGCAGGGCAUCUUUGUGAUUGGCAUUGGAACCAGGAACUCUGACAGUGGAGAGCUGCAGAAAAUAUCAUAUGACCCUAAAUACGCUCUAUCAGUGUCUGAGUUCACUGACCUCCCCAGUGUCCAAGAACAGCUCUCCUCUAUAAUGAGCACAGCGCUAAUGAGGGCCACACCCAUAACACCAACAAUAUCUGUGAAGAGACAGCCAACAGGAAGGGAUGUUGUGUUCUUGUUGGAUGGAUCUGAUGGUACUAGAAGUGGAUUCCCAGCUAUGCGAGACUUUGUCCAAAGAGUAGUAGAGAAACUCAGUGUGGAUGACAACAAAGAUCGUGUCUCAGUGGUUCAGUACAGCAGAGAUCCAGCUGUCCAGUUCUAUCUGAACACGUACAAGACAAAAGGCGAGAUCCUUGACACUGUCAGAGGUUUGAGGCACAAAGGCGGAAGACCCCUCAACACUGGAGCAGCUCUCCAGUACCUGAGGGAUAAUGUCUUCACGGCCUCUGCCGGAAGCAGGCGCCUGGAAGAAGUUCCACAAGUCCUGAUAUUGCUAAGUGGUGGAAGGUCUUCUGACAGUGUUGAUGCACCAGCCUCUGCUCUCAAACAGCUGGGUGUCUUGACCUUUGCAAUUGGAAACAGGAACUCUGAUAGCAGAGAACUGCAGAAAAUAUCCCAUGAUGCCAAUUCUUCUAUGUCUGUGUCUGAAUUCACUGACCUUCCCCGUAUCCUACAGCAACUUCAGUCCUCCGUGGAGGCUGUGGUUAUUGACGUCUCCCCAGAAUCAACAACUGUGCUUGUUGACACUGCCAAAAAGGAUAUUGUAUUCCUUCUGGAUGGUUCUGAUAGCACACGGAACGGCUUCCCUGCCAUGCGUGAUUUUGUGGAGAAAGUGGUGGAGAAACUCAAUGUGGGAGAAAACAAAGACCGUGUCUCUGUAGUCCAGCGCCUGGAAGGUGUUCGACAGAUGUUGAUCCUGCUAAAUGGUGGAAGAUCUUUUGACAAAGUAGAUACUCCAGCCUCUGCUCUCAAACAGCAGGGCAUCUUUGUGAUUGGCAUUGGAACCAGGAACUCUGACAGUGGAGAGCUGCAGAAAAUAUCAUAUGACCCUAAAUAUGCUCUAUCAGUGUCCGAGUUCACUGACCUCCCCAGUGUCCAAGAACAGCUCUCCUCUAUAAUGAGCACAGCGCUAAUGAGGGCCACACCCAUAACACCAACAAUAUCUGUGGAGAGACAGCCAACAGGAAGGGAUGUUGUGUUCUUGUUGGAUGGAUCUGAUGGUACUAGAAGUGGAUUCCCAGCUAUGCGAGACUUUGUCCAAAGAGUAGUAGAGAAACUCAGUGUGGAUGACAACAAAGAUCGUGUCUCAGUGGUUCAGUACAGCAGAGAUCCAGCUGUCCAGUUCUAUCUGAACACGUACACGACAAAAGGCGAGAUCCUUGACACUGUCAGAGGUUUGAGGCACAAAGGCGGAAUACCCCUCAACACUGGAGCAGCUCUCCAGUACCUGAGGGAUAAUGUCUUCACGGCCUCUGCCGGAAGCAGGCGCCUGGAAGAAGUUCCACAAGUCCUGAUAUUGCUAAGUGGUGGAAGGUCUUCUGACAGUGUUGAUGCACCAGCCUCUGCUCUCAAACAGCUGGGUGUCUUGACCUUUGCAAUUGGAACCAGGAACUCUGAUAGCAGAGAACUGCAGAAAAUAUCCCAUGACGCCAAUUCUGCUCUGUCUGUGUCUGAAUUCACUGACCUUCCCCGUAUCCUACAGCAACUUCAGUCCUCCGUGGAGGCUGUGGUUAUUGACGUCACCCCAGAAUCACCAACUGUGCUUGUUGACACUGCCAAAAAGGAUAUUGUAUUCCUUCUGGAUGGUUCUGAUAGCACACGGAACGGCUUCCCUGCCAUGCGUGAUUUUGUGGAGAAAGUGGUGGAGAAACUCAAUGUGGGAGAAAACAAAGACCGUGUCUCUGUAGUCCAGUACAGCAGAGAUGCAGAGGUCCAUUUCGAUCUGAAAACAUACACCACAAGCGAGGAUAUUUUGGAUUCAGUCAGAGGACUGAGACACAGAGGUGGCAGACCCCUCAACACUGGGGCAGCCCUCCAAUAUGUCAGGGACAACGUCUUUACAGACUCCUCCGGGAGUAGGCGCCUGCAAGGUGUUCCACAGAUGUUGAUCCUGCUAAAUGGUGGAAGAUCUUUUGACAAAGUAGAUACUCCAGCCUCUGCUCUCAAACAGCAGGGCAUCUUUGUGAUUGGCAUUGGAACCAGGAACUCUGACAGUGGAGAGCUGCAGAAAAUAUCAUAUGACCCUAAAUACGCUCUAUCAGUGUCUGAGUUCACUGACCUCCCCAGUGUCCAAGAACAGCUCUCCUCUAUAAUGAGCACAGCGCUAAUGAGGGCCACACCCAUAACACCAACAAUAUCUGUGGAGAGACAGCCAACAGGAAGGGAUGUUGUGUUCUUGUUGGAUGGAUCUGAUGGUACUAGAAGUGGAUUCCCAGCUAUGCGAGACUUUGUCCAAAGAGUAGUAGAGAAACUCAGUGUGGAUGACAACAAAGAUCGUGUCUCAGUGGUUCAGUACAGCAGAGAUCCAGCUGUCCAGUUCUAUCUGAACACGUACAAGACAAAAGGCGAGAUCCUUGACACUGUCAGAGGUUUGAGGCACAAAGGCGGAAGACCCCUCAACACUGGAGCAGCUCUCCAGUACCUGAGGGAUAAUGUCUUCACGGCCUCUGCCGGAAGCAGGCGCCUGGAAGAAGUUCCACAAGUCCUGAUAUUGCUAAGUGGUGGAAGGUCUUCUGACAGUGUUGAUGCACCAGCCUCUGCUCUCAAACAGCUGGGUGUCUUGACCUUUGCAAUUGGAAACAGGAACUCUGAUAGCAGAGAACUGCAGAAAAUAUCCCAUGAUGCCAAUUCUUCUAUGUCUGUGUCUGAAUUCACUGACCUUCCCCGUAUCCUACAGCAACUUCAGUCCUCCGUGGAGGCUGUGGUUAUUGACGUCUCCCCAGAAUCAACAACUGUGCUUGUUGACACUGCCAAAAAGGAUAUUGUAUUCCUUCUGGAUGGUUCUGAUAGCACACGGAACGGCUUCCCUGCCAUGCGUGAUUUUGUGGAGAAAGUGGUGGAGAAACUCAAUGUGGGAGAAAACAAAGACCGUGUCUCUGUAGUCCAGUACAGCAGAGAUGCAGAGGUCCAUUUCGAUCUGAAAACAUACACCACAAGCGAGGAUAUUUUGGAUUCAGUCAGAGGACUGAGACACAGAGGUGGCGGACCCCUAAACACCGGGGCAGCCCUCCAAUAUGUCAAGGACAACGUCUUUACAGACUCCUCCGGGAGCAGGCGCCUGGAAGGUGUUCGACAGAUGUUGAUCCUGCUAAAUGGUGGAAGAUCUUUUGACAAAGUAGAUACUCCAGCCUCUGCUCUCAAACAGCAGGGCAUCUUUGUGAUUGGCAUUGGAACCAGGAACUCUGACAGUGGAGAGCUGCAGAAAAUAUCAUAUGACCCUAAAUAUGCUCUAUCAGUGUCCUGA
This is a messenger RNA of Sebastes umbrosus (honeycomb rockfish), 9320 nucleotides long. Its product is annotated as collagen alpha-3(VI) chain-like. The transcript is spliced from 17 exons. The coding region runs from base 504 to 9320 and encodes 2938 amino acids. The record is from RefSeq and is a predicted model, not a curated record. NCBI's taxonomy places the organism in Eukaryota, Metazoa, Chordata, Actinopteri, Perciformes, Sebastidae.